UUUGGGGAUCUUAAUCGGUUUCGUCUCGCCGUUGAGAAAAGUUUGGUCAGGUCUGCCUAAUGUACGUCUCCCUCAAAUAUCAGCGCAGCACUUCGAGCUUGGAAGAGCAGCGUGCGAGUCUAAAUAUAAAUGCAGACCACCCCCUCCCGAGACUGUUGCGUGGACCGCUCAGUUUGUGUCAUUCAAGCACAGCACAGUUAACUGUUUCACAGGGUGUCAUCUACGGGAAGCGAGUACCGUUGUGCAGAAGUUCAUCCAACUCAAAACAAGACACUGAGAAAAGAAGGGGCGUACAAGUUAAAGGAGGAGCCCUCGAGGAUGGAGGACCGGUCAGCGAGUGCUAUGGAGGCGGUGGAAGACAAACCGGUCAAGACAUCAGUGGCAGAGCUGGCAGGAAAAUUCAAGGGUCAGGUCUUGCCCCCUCCUGCAGGAAUUCAAGGGACCAAGCCAGGCCGUCGGAGACCCCCCUGCUCUCUGCCUCUCCAUGGCAACAACCUUUCUUUGAAAAAGGAACCAGGGCACGGCGAGGAAGAGAAAGCACACCCUGCCAAGGUGAAGCCCAAGAACUCUCCACUCAUUGAAAAGCUUCAGGCCAACCUUGCACUGUCACCCACUGCCCUGCUGCCCUCCCCCAAGAGCCCUGGAAUCAAACUGCACCCCUCGCCCUUCACCAGCCCCCCUUCCACGCCCCACAGCCCCACCGUCCGCUCUCGCUCCUCUGAAGACGAAGUUCCUGUUAGCUUCGAGAAGCCAGUGGAGGGGACUGUGCUACCUAGCAUCAGCAAGGGUCGAGUGCGUGUGUCUAUCAAGCGCAGGCCCCCCUCCCGACAGCACAGGAAGUCCGCAUCAGAGGAGCCCACGGGCAAAACUCCCCAGGAGAGCCCACAGCAGAAUGGGGAGGAUGACGUGUUUGAGGUGGCCAAGGAGCCCAAAGAUGUGCCUCCCAAAGACGCAGUAGGACAGAUCAAGACCCCUGAAGAGGGGAUGGAGCAGGAUGGCUCUACAGCCAAAGACACGCAGGACAAAGUGGACCCUGAAGGUAAAGAUGCACUGGACAAGGCUCAGGUGAUCUGUGAUGCUGCCCAGGAGGCCCCGGACACGAAAAAAGCAAGUGAAACAGUGAAGGGGUCUGGGCAGGAUUCCGCAGUCGAGACCCAGGCUGCAGAAGGAGCACCAGAGGGCCUGAGUGAGGCCAAUCCAGAGCAGGGCAGUCUGAGCCACAGUGACAACAAGGUCAAAGGAGAAGAAGAAACACAGGCACAGGCCAAGGAAGAGGAGAGACAGAAAGACGCAGGGGAUGAGAAGGAGACGCCCAAAGGCACAGGAGAGUGAACACUUCCUUGACGAACCCAAAUCUGUCCAGUCACUGAAGGCUGUCAUACCUGUGAUAGCCAAUCCCAUUAAAGAGAAAAACAGCUUGGAUUCCAGCCAGUCACCAUUUCAGCAGUCUCCUAUUCUCUCAUGAUAGUUCAAUGAAGGCUAUGUUGCUGCUCCAAAACACUGGUCUGCCCACAGGCACCAGCCCUCCUUGGCACAUGUAAGUACCGUGGAAGAUUUCCAUGGAAACACCAUCCAAGUCAGAUACAUGAAUAAAGUCAUUGUUGGAUUACAGGAACAAAUAAAUGAGCAAAUACCAAAACAUUGAAAACACAGAAUUCAACAUUCCUCAGGUUUUAAUCAAUUCUGAUUAAUAGCCCCCUGAUUACUGUAAGGACAAUCAUGAAGGAAUAACCUGAUGUGCAAUUUUCAAAUUUUUUUAUUGUGUAUCCCCUCAGUUUGGAAUCCCCAAUUAUAUUUUUACAUCUCAGCUCACAGCGAAGAGCCCUAUACUCACACAGGGAAAACAAGGAAGUACAGACAGACUCCCCAGACUUGCCCACCUCCUUUCAUUUUUUUUACAUGCUACUGGCAUGACGUUACCAUGAGUCACCCCAAAAAGCAGCAGGGGUGAGUAUUUGGCAGUAAGGAGAGCUCUUAUUUUAUCCCAAGCCUCCCCACAGUAGCACUGACAUGAUCUGGAUUCAGACUUCCAACUCCUGGAUUACAGAGCUCAAUGUGCGCUUGUAUCAAGUGUUUCAGAACGAUCACUAAAGAUUAAGUAUAGCUUGUGGAUUGACCAGACCCAAAAAAAAA
Messenger RNA from Lepisosteus oculatus (spotted gar), 2133 nucleotides. Its product is annotated as capZ-interacting protein. NCBI's taxonomy places the organism in Eukaryota, Metazoa, Chordata, Actinopteri, Semionotiformes, Lepisosteidae. The record is from RefSeq and is a predicted model, not a curated record.